Molecule: messenger RNA, 1872 nt
Organism: Salvia hispanica
Lineage: Eukaryota; Viridiplantae; Streptophyta; Magnoliopsida; Lamiales; Lamiaceae
Molecular function (GO): protein binding
Source: RefSeq, a predicted model, not a curated record
AAUUGGUAACCUAAUUUGAAAACCCUUUUCGUGUAUACUUCAUGAUCCAUGUGUGUGUAUGUGUGGGGCUUCAAGAACGCAUUUUGCAGGUGCAUCGAUUAUCGAAACUGGUGAAAGUGGAGACCUUUACCAACUUAAGGCAAUUAGAAACAAGUUUGCUGAUGAGUGGGAGUUCCGCAAGAUAUGCGAUCAAUAUAGCGAUUUCUCCACUGGCCGGAGUGUCUUGCAUCACGCGGUUGGAAUCGGACAUUUUGAUGUUUGCAAAUUCUUGAUAAACACCGUCAGAGUUGAUAUUGAUGUCUUGACUUACAAGAGGGAUACUCCUCUGACAGAAGCUGCCAAAAGGGGACAUGUCAAAAUUGUGGAGUUUCUCGUCAAACAUGGUGCUGAAAUUAGUCUUCCAAAUAUUGAGGGAUUCACUGCGUUGCACUAUGCAGCUCUAAACAAUAAUAGGGAGCUUGUGGAAUUGUUGCGGAUAAAAGGUGCUCAUAUAGAGACAGAUUCUGUAGACAGAACACCUUUACAAGUUGCUGCUUCUCGUGGAAAUGUUGAGGCUGUCAAGUCUCUCUUGUCUCAUGGCGCAAAUCCAAAUUUUUCUUGUGCAGUUGUGGACACCCCUCUUGUAUGUGCUGUCAAGUCUCGUUCAUUUGAAUGCCUGAAAUUGCUGCUUGAGGGUAAAGCAGACCCAAAUUUUUAUGUUGCGGGAUUAAGUCCUAUGCAAUGUGCUGCAAAAGAAGGCGACACAAAAUUUCUUGAGUAUUUGCUUAAAGCUAAAGGAGAUCCAAAUUCAUCUGACAAAGAUAUACAUAGACCGAUUGAGGAAGCUGCUUUGGUGCAUAAUCGUGCAGCUGUGGAGGUUUUGUUUCCAGUGACUGAACGGCUUGCACAUUAUCCGAAUUGGACUGUUGAUGGCAUAAUCGAGUACACUCAUUCUGAAGAAUAUAAAAAAAUGAGUCAGGAGAAAUUGACAAAGCGCUUGAGUGUAAUAGACUUUGGAGGGUUGCUUGAUGCGGGCAAUAAGAAUUACUACCGAGCAAUCUUUCAUUAUAGAAUGGCUUCUCAUCUUGAUCCAUCUAACGCCACAUGGGUAUCAACGCGAAGCAUGUGGGAAGCACGCACGCAUAAAAGCAUUAAUGCUCUGUUAGAUGCUCAGCAAUGCUUUAGGCUCAAGCCACACUGCCCCGUCCCUUACCACAGAGGAGACAAUGCUGCUGCAGCGAAUGAGAUAUUCAAGAAAUUCCUCAAGGCAGGCCUAGCCUUCUUGUUGGAUCCUUAUGAAAGGAAAAAGUGUCAUGCAUUUAGAAUUACUAUGUUCGAUUACUUUGCUUGGUUGAGUCAGAUGAGCAGCGCCGAAGAGAUUUUGAGUUUUAGCUGUGAUGAUUAACACUGUUGAAUUUCCCUAAUUUUUUGAGUAGAUAAUAUUGCAUCAUAUUCCAUUGCCACUCAUAUGCUAAAUGGUACUCCACUUAUCACCUCAUGCUUUGUCCUCGGUAAAUAAUAUGCACCAUUUUCACCUCAAUUUUCAAUGAGAUAAGUUGGACAAUGGUAGAGGGUGAGAGUCAAACUUUGGACAAUAAGUCUAAGAACUUAUUCUCCUCUCAGAGUAGCAUUGGUGUUGCUUAACCAUCGGCAUCCCUCCGAGUAGCACUGUGGUGGCAAGAGACUUGUGGCAGCACAAGACAUUGAAGCAAAGAUUUGUGGAUAUAUUGACGGGAACAGUGGAUUCUCAUUCAUGCAAGAUGUACAUACUCAAGCCUAUAUCUUGAGGGAUAUCUUGAAUAAUAGCUGCUUUGAAUAAGGGCUUCCCACAAACAUUUGUGUGGAACAAAUUAUUGCUAAUUAAUUUCGUGUGUUUUUGGGAUUGAGGGAUCA